Paramecium sonneborni is the source of this 570-nucleotide messenger RNA. Lineage: Eukaryota; Ciliophora; Oligohymenophorea; Peniculida; Parameciidae. The record is from the annotation of a GenBank genome assembly.
AAACUUCAAAUGGCUUAACUUUCUACUAAUAGAUUUUCGCUGCCUAUUAUUGGAUAAAGAGAUAGUAGUAUUAAAUAAAUAUCUGUGGCAAGAACAAUGAGACCUUCUCUUUUUCUAAAUUAAAUAGACCUAAUUCCUUAUUCUUUAAAGACAGAGGUAGAAACUAUAGAAAGAAAUAUUAACAAACCCAUUCAUACAGAAAUUGAAAGUGAUCCAUUAAUAGAGGUUUCUUACCAUUUAAAAUUUCCAAAAUUGGACACCUAGAGAACAUAAAAAUUAUAACAAUCCUUACCUGAUUUGCCUCUUUUCAAUAAAGAAUCUAGAAAUGUUUCUCCUAAUGAUUAUUAGAGAAACACCAGAAGAACUAGAUUGUUUUUGAGACGAUAAGACACAAAAAUAGAUGCUCCAGUAGAAAAAAUUCAAAGAAAGAGAGUGGAGUUCAAGAAGUCUUUGGUUGUAAUUGAUUUAGAGACUGGUGUUUAAGAUAAAUAAGAAUUGAAUGAAGUAAAAAAACCAUUAAGAAGGAUUGCACAUUAAAAAACAAAAUCUUACGAAAGAAAAUAAUAGUGA